Brienomyrus brachyistius is the source of this 2919-nucleotide messenger RNA. Its product is annotated as protein FAM107B. Gene Ontology annotation, cellular component: stress fiber; synapse; neuron projection. The transcript has 5 exons. The coding region runs from base 483 to 1049 and encodes 188 amino acids. The record is from RefSeq and is a predicted model, not a curated record. Gene Ontology annotation, biological process: actin filament polymerization; actin filament bundle assembly; regulation of actin cytoskeleton organization. NCBI's taxonomy places the organism in Eukaryota, Metazoa, Chordata, Actinopteri, Osteoglossiformes, Mormyridae.
CUCAAAAAAUGUCCAUUUCUGAGGGUAGCCAGAGGCAGCUCCUGCUCCCAGGCCAUGCGCUCUCUCGAGAUUCCUCAUCUGUCAGACGCAAUUACUCUAAUCUUCCCUGGAGUUUUUAAUCCUUUAAGAGUGGGCAGUCGGCUAUGAACAGGUGGCUCCGAAGUUUCUGUCCUGCAGGACUAUUUGGAUAGGUAAUCUCUCCCUCUGCCACUCUGACUGCACUGGAAGUAGGAUGCCCUGACUUGCUGCAGAGUCCAUCACAUCAACAUGGAUCUCCUCUACUCCUACCAGCAAAUUUGCACUUUUGCUGCUUUACAAAACAUUUCCUCAGUCUCCUCAUCAGUCUAGUGUCGGUGGAGCAAAAUCCUGUGGUUCUGGUGCCGCAGGGUGGAUGGCAAAGCCCCUGCCUGAAAACCACUGGAGCAGGAAGGAAACCUGUGGUCCUGCAGAACGGCCCACAUAGAGGCUGAUCACUGGAAGCCAUGGGAGCAGCAUAUGCAAAAAAGAAGGCGUGUGACUUUAAACAACCAUGCAGAAGAAACGGGAAACAGCUCAAUGGCAGAGCCUCAGCCUACGCUGACCUGCAGCGGGACGAGCAGCAGGAGUCACGACAAUGUCAGCACCGAGACAUGCUCACAGCUGCCAGCUACGUGCCCCAUCCAGAUUACAUGGAAGAGGACAAUGAUCUGAUCAAGCCUAAAAAGCUGCCUAAUCCAGUGAAAGCCUCUAAAAGCCACCAGGAUCUCCACAGGGAGCUUCUGAUGAAUCACAAAAGGGGCGUGGGAGCGGAGAGCAAGCCAGAGCUUCAGCGUGUGUUGGAACAGAGGAAGAGGGAGCAGUUGAUCAAGCAGAGGAAGGCAGAAGAGGAGGCCAGGAGGAAGAUAUCCCCACUGGAACAGGAGCUCCUCAAGAGGCACAAGAAGCUGGAAGAGCUGGAGAGGGAACAGGAGAAGCAAGAGGAAGGCGCGGAGAAAGCACCAGAGUUCAUAAAGGUGAAGGAGAACUUGAGAAGGACAAGCAUAAUGAACACAGGUGAAAAGGAGGUGUGAGAAGGUACCCUUGGAGUCUUCGGGGACUGGAGGUGGGGUGGCCUCUCCGAUGGGCCUGUCUGACAGGACACAAGCCCCUUCUCAUCACGCAGCAGAUGUUCUGAAGCAAUUGGACCGCAAAGGAGACACACCAGUCAGACAGUGAGCAUCUCUAAUGAGACCAAGUGAAUCUGCCAUGUGCACGUUUGAUCUGUAUGACCUCAAAAGCAGGCCGAGAGGAGUGUGUGGAUGUGAGUAGGCCUAAAGUCCGUCAUAUCUGUGGGGUGGGGGGUCUCCUCAAAAGCAGGCCGAGAGGAGUGUGUGGAUGUGAGUAGGCCUUAAGCCCAUGAUAUCUGUCUGUUUUUGGUGUCCAUCUCGGACCUUAGAUCAGACAAGUUUCAUAAAGUCUCUUUAAUCUUCAAGAGGCUAUUUGAAGCAGAACACCGGCCUUGCCUUUAUGGUGAAAGACGGGGCUGAACGCGCACUGAUGUCACACCACACGGCUGCGGACCCAUGACGAGUGUCUCCAUAUGACAUACACACUGCUUAGCUUCAUUUCACAGGGACUUCAAACCGUCCCUGAAUGUGCUCCACAGUGGCCGCUGUGAACAGCGACACAAUACAGACAGUAUUACAUGAAACAGAAAGAAGCGCUUCUCUCGUCAAAGAACAUAUAUAUAUAUGUACAUAUAUGCCAAAAGCUGAACUAAUGAAAGUAACAAUACUUAGAAAACAAUUCUACAAUGCUCAGUUUGCACUUUAGCUUGCAUGCGUUACAGCACAAUUUUGGAUGUCAAUAAAUAUUUUGUAAAUUUUAAAAUGACUUGGAUCAUGCUUCCCAUAGCAUUAAUUCAUUAAAAAGAUGCAUAUCUUAACAAAAAAGUGCAGAUAAUCUUUAUACAAAGUAGAAUGUGCAAAAAAAAGAUUUCUAGACUGCAACAAGAAGGAAUCAGAGAUUUGCAGGGUUUGUUCAGGAAACAAUCCAUGGAUUAUGGGCUCAGUCUUUUUCUAGUUCCUUCUACGGGGAUGCGUGCGAUCUAAUGCCCAUUCAUUAUUCCCACUGAGAUGACAUGUUCGGGCAUCAAAAAUCGAAUUGUUGAAAUGUAAGCCUGAAUGAAUGUUCCCCUGUAAUCGUAUGGGCACUGCUGGUGUCAGAUGUAGAUAUGACCAAUGGUCCGUAUUGAUCUAUUGCAAUGUACAGCAUGUUUGUGUUUGUGUGUGAGAGAGAGCAAGAAACAGAGUUUUGAGAGGGACUUUGUACACUGUUUGGAGAGAGGAAUUCUGUAAACUUUCUAAUAUAUUUCAGGACAUACUUGCUCCUCUUCAAAAUGCUAUUUUGGAAAUAUAUACACAUAUAGAAAUAGCGAUGUAAUCUUUUCCUGCAAAAAUAAUUAAGACAUUUAUUAAAGCUACUUGUCCAAUUUACCACAGCACUUUAGAAAUUCUUUAAAGAUGAAUCUUUUAGUACAUAUGUGUACAUUUUUUAGAAAUAAAAAUCUAUUGCAAAUACUAUUAAUUUAUAUUCUGUAUUACCUUUUAUGUUGACUUCUCUGUAGUAUUUAAUUAUUCAUAAUUUCAAAUUUUGUUUAAAUAAAUUGCAAAUGAUCUUUAACUGUAGGAAUGAUUGGCAUAGUUUAAUUAUUAUAAUGUCCUUUUAUGUUAACUUAUUGAUUUAAGUGUCUAUUUUAUAUUAACACACUGAAGUUUUAUGAGCAGAUAAAAUGAUUUUUUUUCCUGUUUUUGCACACGGCACAACAAAUGUUAUGAAUAACAUAGAUUAUUAUAAGCAGCAGUAUUUAAAAGAAGGUGUAUGGAAGUAAAACAAGGAUGCGUUGCUAUGUAUUUCAAAAUAAAGAAUUAAUGCCACAUUAAAAAGAAAAGUCUUAUAUCA